AUGGAAAAGUAUCGAGGACGAUUUCAGGUGGAUAAACUCAAAGCUCUUUUCACCAAGUUCAGCUCAAAGCCAACGCCGACAAGGGCGUAUUUACUGACUGACAAGUCUGCUGAUGGCAAGCAAUUUGUGCCAAAAUUAAUCAAAACCAACUGGCAGUAUCGUGACACUGUUCAAAUUAAAACUGUGGCUUUUCAAAAGACCUAUCUGUGCACUAGUGAUUUCAAGUUUCUGGAUAUUGGUUUACCAGAAGAGCUGUCCAGCGAUAUUACAUUGCAAGCAUUCAGUCAAGAUGGUGAUAAGCAGGUCGUUUUAAAGUCAAAAACUGAUCCCAAAAGUGGAAAGCCAGAACAGUUUAUUGUCGUGUACGACAAGAAGAAAGCUCUAAAGACGAUUGAUGUCAAGUCGCUUAAUGAUCAGCUGACCAUAAUUGAGAGUGCUACUUACUCAAACUUUGUACUUGACAAUGACUUGCAGCUUUUAGCUGUGGUUGAAGUAGAAAAGGCAAAAUCUAAAGGCAAAAAGGAUUCUCCUGGCUCCAAAGAUUACGAUCUUGACUCUCAUGAGUACAAACAAUCUUGGGGCGAAAAGUUGAGCACCAUAUUUCACAGUUCAAUUGCUUUGAUUGAUUUGAAAACUGAAAAACUAACGCUAAUUGAAAAAACGGGAUUGUCUUUGAUUGAGCCUUUCUUUUUUAAAUCUGCCGAAAAAGCUCACAUCUCUGUGGGCUGUAUUGGACUUCAAGAGCUUCCCUACAAAUUGGGAUUAAUUUACUGCAACAAUCGUACUAGCUUUCUGCUCGGCAGUAGCAUUUCUUCUGAUCUUCCUGAUGGACCAAUUGAGCCGGAAGUUUUGUAUGGAAGUUCAGGAAACUUGUUUCUUUCUAGCCCACGAGUUUAUUUUGACCCAGUGAACGGUUAUGACUGCAAAGCAAUCUUUUUAGAACGCGAUGCUGGCGGUGCUCACAACAAGUCCGCUCGUUUGCAGCAGUUUUGCUUUGAAUCGCGUAAAAUUCAAACCAUUCUUGACAAUAAGCAAAAACGUGAAUUGAUCAACAACAAAACCGAAUACUCAGACUAUGGACCACUGUUUCUAGACAAAAUGGCAACCAACUGCUUCACAAUGGAUGGCAAAUAUGUGUUGCUAGAUUCUGAAACACCCGUUUUCACUAAACCUUACGCAGUCGAUUUGAAAGAAAAGCAAUUGAAACUGAUCAAAUUUCCCGAGGGAUUCUGCCAAAUAUUAGAGGUGAAAAAUGACUGGGUCAUUGCCCUUGGCUCAUCAAUCAACAGCACUCCCAAUUUAUAUUUGUCUAACAUUGCCAAUUCUACCGAUUUGACGAACCUCACUUGGUUGCCCAUUGAAGACCCAGCUUCUAAAAAGCUUCCAAAUAUUACCUAUGAGACGUUUGCUUUUCCUGCUCGAGACUACCAAGACAAGCUGGUCACUGGCAUUUUUAUUAGUCCAACUGAUUUGAGGGAUAGCCGUGAGGGGAGUUGUGUCGUUACGGGUCAUGGAGGGCCCCAUGCCCAGCUAUCGGCCGGUUAUUACCAGUCAGUUGCCCUCUACGCCGAGCUGGGCUUGAAAGUAUGCCUGAUCAACUAUGUCGGUUCAACAGGCGUUGAUGAAGAUUAUGUAAACGCCCUUUUAGGAAAAGUAGGCACGAACGAUGUGGAUGACAUAUACGACUCUAUUCAGUAUGUGAUUGCUAAUAAGAACGUCGACAAGGAAAAGUUGAUCCUCAGUGGCGGCUCCCACGGAGGCUUCUUGGUGACCAGCAUCUCCGGCCAGCAUCCCGAACUUGACUUUUUGGCAUGUAUUGCUCGCAACCCGGUGAUUGAUGUUGCUUCAAUGUCUGCCAUCAGUGAUAUUCCCGACUGGACAGUGUGCGAAGCGGAUGGUGACUGCAACUUGAAGCCACUGGCACAGAUGUACGGCCGCACGCCUGAAGAGAUGGCCAACAUGUACCAGGUUUCGCCGAUUGCACACGUUCAAAAGGUUAAAGUGCCUACUCUGUUGCUACUUGGCAAGGAGGACCUUCGCGUGCCGUACUCUCAGGGCCUCCUUUACCACCGAAUUCUAAAAGCCCGUGGAGUGGAAACGCGCUGCUUAAUCUACGAUGACGUUCAUAGUUUGGCCAAAAUUGACGUUGAGUACGAUUGCUUUUUGAACAUGGCCAAGUUUAUGGAAAAGUUUAUUUAUUAUAGAUCGUAA
Messenger RNA from Rhagoletis zephyria (snowberry fruit fly), 2211 nucleotides. The record is from RefSeq and is a predicted model, not a curated record. NCBI's taxonomy places the organism in Eukaryota, Metazoa, Arthropoda, Insecta, Diptera, Tephritidae.